Molecule: messenger RNA, 1204 nt
Organism: Bombina bombina (fire-bellied toad)
Lineage: Eukaryota; Metazoa; Chordata; Amphibia; Anura; Bombinatoridae
Product: ADP-ribosylhydrolase ARH3-like
Cellular component (GO): nucleus; mitochondrion
Source: RefSeq, a predicted model, not a curated record
AUGUUGCUGCCAGUCAGUUUGUCUCGGUUCCGUGGUGCUCUACUUGGGGAACUCGCCGGGGAUUGCCUUGGAUCUGUGUUUGAGGGGAUGGACAGAGUGUCCCGGGAGUGUGUGUGCGAUUUCUUAAAGGAGGUGGACAGAGGAGACCGAGUAGAAGACGACCUAACAUACACAGAUGACACAGCCAUGGCAAGGUGUUUGGUGCAGUCGCUGUAGGACAAACCAGAAUUUAAUGCAAAUUACUUAGCUCAACGGUUUACCAAUGAGUAUCUCACAGACCCAGAUCGAGGAUAUGGGAUGGCUGUUGUAGUUGUAUUUAAGAAACUGGGAUGUGGACAGUAUGUUAAUGUGUUUUCUCCUGCUAAGGAGCAGUUUAAUGGAAAAGGGUCAUUUGGAAAUGGAGCAGCAAUGAGGGUGGUAGGAGUACCAUUGGCCUACCCCACCGUACAGGACAUCAUAAAGUAUGCCAAACUGAGUGGACAGCUGACCCAUGCCUCGUCUCUGGGUUACAAUGGAUCCAUACUUCAGGCCCUGGCAGUGCACUAUGCCCUACAAGUGGAACAGAGUUGGGAGACCUUUCUACAGCACCUUUUGGGACACAUGAAAGAGGUGGAAGCAGAUGAAAAGUCUCUUUCUGAUGUGAGGGAACUGGAUCUGGGAGAAUUCCCUUAUUGUAACAGGUUGAAGAAAAUACAAACUUUUCUAGAAAAAGGCCCUGUUACGAGGGAGGUUGUGGUAAAUGAGUUGGGUAAUGGGAUUGCUGCCCUGGAGUCAGUUCCUACUGCAAUCUACUCAUUCCUGCGUUACAUGGAACCUGUAGAUGAGCUACCUAAAGAAUACAACAGCCUGCAGUGCACUAUUGCAUUUUGUAUAUCUCUGGGGGGUGAUACAGACACUAUUGCCACCAUGGCUGGAGCAAUUGCUGGAGCAUACCAUGGUGUGGAGCAGAUGCCACUGAACUGGAAGCUCAGUAUUGAGGGUCAUAAGGAUGCAGAGAAUUGGGGGGAAAAGCUGCACGAGUUGUAUAAUAAGAGACUGGAAACACUCACGUCCUAAACAUAUAUAAACUGAGAACCAAGAAGGACUGCUAACAUAGAUCAUUUGCUUGUAACGCACAUCAGUAGACCUGACAACUAAUUUUACAAUAUUAAAUGUAUUAUUCAAAUCAAAUAUUUAUCUUAAUCAAGAGCAAAUAUAAUAGAAA